Ilex paraguariensis (yerba mate) is the source of this 445-nucleotide messenger RNA. The record is from the annotation of a GenBank genome assembly. NCBI's taxonomy places the organism in Eukaryota, Viridiplantae, Streptophyta, Magnoliopsida, Aquifoliales, Aquifoliaceae.
GCAUGCUUGAGUUUAACCAAGAUAAACAGUGGGGCAGGAUUCCAUGUCCUUAAUAAUUUUGCUCGCAUUGAGAAUCGAUGUGACAGUAGUUAUAACAACUGGUGGAAAGAUGAAGUACUCCCACACCUAGAUGGCAUCAAUUGUAAAACCUUAUUAGCUAGUGAAUCUGAGAAUUUCAAAUUCAUAGCUCAAGCUAGUGGGUUAAGGAAGGGGAAAUUCCUUCCUAUAGUGGCUAAAGCUCCUUCACGUCUUCGAAAAUGGGACACUUCAAAGGAUUGUUUGAAUUCCCAAAAACAACCAGUUCCGAAGAUGUUAAAGGUCACAACACCUAUUUCAAGAUCAGCUAAUGUUCAAUUUGUUCAUCCUUUAAACAUCCUAGAGUCUGCUGAAGUGAGUUCAUCAAACGAAUGUGAUCAUGCACUCUUUUCAUCUCGCAUGUCCAAGG